Molecule: messenger RNA, 6713 nt
Organism: Alligator sinensis (Chinese alligator)
Lineage: Eukaryota; Metazoa; Chordata; Crocodylia; Alligatoridae
Product: macrophage mannose receptor 1-like
Exons: 30
Coding region: 119-4459 (1446 amino acids)
Molecular function (GO): signaling receptor activity
Source: RefSeq, a predicted model, not a curated record
AGGGCUUACUAAUUUGGCUCAUUGCACGAAGGGCUUUUUGAAAGGGCUUCUUGAAAGAAACUAACGACUGUUCUCCAUUUUUCUGAAGCAAAGGGAAAAAAGGAAUGAAACAUUUAUAAUGGCUGUCUAUCUGUUCCUGAUUUUUAUUUCCUUCCUAAGUACGUCUCUUCAACUGCCAGAUAGUGAAGUAUUUUUAAUACACAAUGAAGACAAUAAGCUCUGUGUUCAAGCUCAAAAUGGUAACUCACUUAUAACUACUAUUUGCAAUCAGAACAAUGAGUUACAAAAAUUCAGAUGGAUCUCUGAUCACCAGCUUCUGAAUAUGAAAUUGAAAUUAUGUGUGGCAGUGCCUUCCAAGAAAAACCAAGUUAUGGUCACCUUGGAUCAUUGCAACAGGACAAAUGAACUUCAACAGUGGAACUGCAGAAAUGAGAGCCGCCUUGCAGUCCAUGGAGAAGAAUUAUUUUUCAACUAUGGCAAAGGAAAAGAAACAAGAAUUAGGUUAUCCAAAGAAUCAGGUACCGGGAGUAUGUGGAAAAUCUAUGGAACCACUGACAGCUUGUGUUCUCAGCACUAUGAAGACAUAUUUACAUUACUAGGAAAUUCCUUUGGGGCACCCUGUGUAUUCCCUUUUAAGUACACGAAUAAGCUGUAUGCCACAUGCACAAAGGAUGGCUCUGAUUUUGUUUUCUCAUGGUGUGCAACAUCUGCAAACUUUGAUGAGGACUCUUUAUAUGGAUAUUGCCCAGAAAAAGACACCACCGAGGACUUUUUUUGGGCUACCAGCUCUUUGACAGGCAUCCACUAUCAGAUAAACUCUGGGUCAGCUCUAACAUGGUACCAGGCAAGGAAAAGCUGUCAGCAACAGAAUGCAGAAUUAUUAAGUAUCACAGAGUUGCAUGAACAGACAUACGUAACAGGGCAAGUUAGUGAUCUGAAUACUGAAAUCUGGAUUGGACUUAACAGUGUGAAUGAUGAUAGUGGAUGGCAAUGGAUUGGUGGGGAUCCAUUCAGAUAUUUAAACUGGGCUCCAGGAAGUCCCUCUCCUGAGUCAGAAAAAAUCUGUGUGACGCUACAGUCUAAGAAUGGUAAAUGGGCAAACCAGGCAUGUGGUCACAAAUGUGGAUACAUCUGCAAAAAGGGAAACUCAUCUUUAGAUUCCUUCAUUAUUCCCAAAAAUGAUUUUAGGCCAAUUAAGUGCCCAAAGGGAUGGGUGUCUUAUGCAGGUCAUUGUUAUAUGAUUUACAGAGAACCCAAGCUAUGGAAAGAUGCUGUAUCCUUCUGUAGAAAGGAGGAAGGAGAUCUAGCAAGUAUCCAUGAUAUUGAAGAACACAGCUUUGCAGUGUCUCAGCUAGGGUAUGAGUCUACUGAUGUGCUGUGGAUUGGUUUGAAUGACCUCAAGAUUCAAAUGUAUUUUGAAUGGUGUGAUGGGACUCCUGUGACAUAUGCCAAGUGGUUGCAGAAUGAACCAAGUCAUAUAAACCAUAAGCAAGAAGACUGUGUUGUUAUGAAGGGAGAGGAUGGGUACUGGGCAGAUGAUGACUGUGAAAAGAAAUUUGGGUACAUUUGUAAACGGAAACCUCUGGCAGAAGAACCUGGGGAGGUUGAGAUUAUUGACCAAGGCUGCCAGAAGGGCUGGAAAAGACAUGGUUUUUACUGUUACUUAGUUGGACAAGUACCUGCAACAUUUUCUGAAGCCAAGCAAAUCUGUGAAAAUAACAAAGCUUUCCUAGUUACUGUGCAAGACAGAUACGAACAAGCGUUUCUGACUUCCCAUAUUGGGCAUAGACCCACAAAAUAUUUCUGGAUUGGCCUUUCAGAUGUAGAAGAACAAGGUACUUUCAAGUGGGCCAAUGGUGACAAGAUUCUGUUCACUCACUGGAAUUCAGGCAUGCCUGGGAGGGAGGCAGGCUGUGUUGUCAUGAGAACAGGAACUGCAGCUGGAUUAUGGGAUGUUUUGAGCUGUGACCAGAAAACAUUGUUCCUCUGCAAGCAGUUGGUGCAGGGAGCAACUCCUCCUCCUCCUCCAACAACAGCUCCUCCGCUCUCAUGUCCAGAGGGAUGGGCUUCAUCCACCCAUAGUAGCUUAUGCUUCAAACUUUUUAGCAAAGAAAGAAAAUAUAAAAAGUCAUGGUUUGAGGCUAGAGAUUUUUGUAGAGCAGUAGGAGGAGAUCUGGCUGCUAUCCAUACUGAAGAAGAACAAAACGUAAUAGUUAAAUUGCGGAAAGGAGGUUAUUCGUCUUCAUAUUACUGGAUGGGUUUUAACAACUUGGAUCCUGACAAAGGAUAUACUUGGAGUGAUGGCUCUGCAGUAAGUUAUGAAAAUUGGGCAGAAGGAGAACCCAAUAACUAUGGAGGAAAUGAAAAAUGUGGCAUAUUUUAUGGAUACAGUGACAUGGAGUGGAAUGAUGUAUUUUGUGAGAAUAUGAAUUCCUGGGCUUGUCAAAUACGAAAAGGAGAAUCUUUAAAACCAGAACCAAGUAACACAUUUGAAGAUCAAUAUAUUCUUAGUGAAGAUGGAUGGAUUUUACAUAACGAAAAGGAGUACUAUUUCAGCAGGGAAAAAAUGUUCAUGGAACAAGCCCGGGAGUUUUGCAAGAAAAAUCAUGGAGAUCUUCUUGUCAUUGAAAAUGAAAGUGAAAACAAGUUUCUGUGGAAAUAUAGCUACUAUUAUGGUUUUUACGAUGACCUUUACAUUGGCUUAUAUGUGAGUCUUGAUAAAAAGUUUCGUUGGAUGGAUGGCACUCCAGUAAACUAUGUUGCCUGGGCCCCAAAUGAACCCAACUUUGCAAAUAAUGAUGAAAACUGUGUGGUCAUGUAUUUCCGUACAGGAAUGUGGAAUGAUCUCAACUGCGGAGUCAGCAAAAACUUCAUCUGUGAAAGGCUAAACAGGACUGUUCGUUCAACAGUUGCUCCUACAUCACCUGUACCUCUGGGUGGAUGCCCUGAAAAUUGGCUUUUGUUUAAUAACAAGUGUUUCAAAUUGUUUGAUAGCAAUAAAAAAGAAGCACAGUCAUGGCAUGCUGCACGGACUACAUGUACAAGUUUCGGAGGCAAUCUGGUUACUGUAUCAAGUGCAGAACUGCAAGCUUUCCUUAUCACCCUCAUAAAGGAUGCCACAGAUGAGGUCUGGAUUGGAAUGAAUGAUAUAAAUCAUGAAUACUUGUUCCUAUGGACAGAUGGAAGUGGUGUCUCUUAUACAAACUGGGCAAAUGGUUAUCCAGAUUAUAGCUAUCAGUCUGACUGCAUCUUUAUGACAAACAAAAAUAUUGAGGAGGCAGGGAAAUGGAAAGAUUCAGACUGUCAGGCUAACAAAAGCUACAUAUGCCAGAGAAAUGCAGAUCCUAAACUAUAUCACCAAACAACAGUUCCCAUACCUGGCUUUAUCCAAUAUGGUAACAGUAGCUAUUCCCUCAUCAGUUCCAAAAAGAAUUGGGAAGAAGCACACAAAAACUGCAAGGCUGAACACUCAGAACUUGCCAGCAUUUUAGAUGCCUAUACCCAAUCAUUCCUGUGGUUGCACAUGUUAAAGUUUAAGGAGCCUGUGUGGAUUGGUCUCAACAGCAAUGUGACUGGUGGAUUUUACAAGUGGACUGAUAACUGGAAACUAAAGUACCAGAAAUGGGCCCAUGAGGAACCAAAAAAGAAAAUAGCCUGUGUCUAUUUAGAUGUGGAUGGUUCCUGGAAGACAGGCUCAUGUGAUGAAGAGCAUUUCUCCAUCUGUAAACGGUCUGAUGUUAAGCCCCCUCCUGAUCCACCGCAACUCCCUGGAAAAUGUCCUGCAGAGAAAAAAGGCAGAUCCUGGAUUCCUUUCCGUGGUCAUUGUUACUACAUUUAUAUCUCAUCUAAAGAAAACUGGUCUGGAGCUUCCAUGGAAUGUGUUCGACUAGGUUCCUCACUGGCUACUAUAGAAGAUUCAGCUGAGAUGAAUUUCCUUUUUAAUCACUUGCAUGCAUUUUCAAGUUAUUCAAGCCAGUUCUGGAUAGGACUGUACAAAAACGUGGAUGAUGAAUGGACAUGGAUAAACAACAAAGCAGUUGAUUUUGUCAACUGGAAAGAAGGCGAGCCUUCAACUUUUUCUAGUAAAAACUGUGUUCUCAUGGAUGCUUCAGAUGGAAGCUGGAGAGUCUAUUACUGCAGUUUUGACAGACAUUUUGUUUGUAAAAUGCCAAAGAUUCCUGAAUUAGAAUCAACCAAGUCACCACACAGAUCAGGAGGAGAUGAAAAAAUUGAAGCUGCACCUACACACCGUUUAAGUGGGAUGGUGGUUACUCUGGUCUUCCUUAUUCUAAUAGGAGCUGGCCUCACCAUCUAUUUUCUCUACAGAAGACACAACCAGCAACAAACUGCUACCGGUUUUGACAAUUCCCUGUAUCAAAAUAGAGUAACUGUUUCUGAUACUAAUGAGUCAAAUAAUCUUGUGGCUAACAUUGAGCAGAAUGAACAAGAUAUCCUUUAGUUAAUAAAGUAAAAAUAGGCCUCAUUUUGAUAUAAACCUGGAGCACCAGAAUGCUUAAGAUAAAGCUACUUAUUCCUGUGAAAAUUGCAGGUCAUUUCACAGUCUGUGAGAUGUGUUUUAUGUACUAGCAGGAACAAUUAUUUCUUUAGUAGUCUUGCAAGUUUCUGGAUGUACUUGCUUAAAAUAGUUUUGUGGGAGGCCAUUGAACAAAUGCCACAAUAUAACAUCAAGUCAUACGAAUGGGUAUUCAAACAAUUCCAGUUUCUAUAACAGAUCUACAUUGCUAUUAGUGGCAAAAAGAGUCAAGUUCAUCAUUGCAAGAAUAACUGUUACAGACUUUUCAAAGCACUCAGAAGACCAACUCUCCAGUUCUGCUGGAGUCCUGCAAAUGUCAUUCCAAAAUUGCACUUCAUGACUGCUGACAGUGCAUUUCACUUCAGCCUACUGUUUUACAAAUUCAGUUCAGAAAAACCUCAAAACACAUACUGAGCAUGUCCUCAUACUGGGCUUUUCUUAGUUCAGCAUUACAUCUUUGCAGUAUGUAGAUGCAAUAUGUAGUGACAUACCUCAAAGGUCUUCGCUUCAAGAAAUGUCUUUAUAUAAUUUGAUUUUUAUGCAUUUUGUGACAGUUCAAUUGUGUUUGAAUUAAAAUAUUUCCUCUUUUAGAUAUGAAUGACUGAAAGAGUAUAUAUUUUUUUGUUUUGCUUUAUUUUGGUGAAGUAAUUAUUAAGGCUUGUUAUAGACGUUACAGUGCUUUAAGUGCACAAAAAGUGCUUUACAGCUGUAACAGAACAGAUGUUUUGUGGCCCACAAAGUGCUUUAAAAACGGUGAAUCCUGUUCUGAUUUGACCCUGGAUAGAUAAGUUAGAGUUCUUUAUCGAACAUCUGCCUUGGAUCCCACUGAGUGUGAUACUAUUAGUGUGCGCUCACUGCCAUCCCUGGUGGUGUUGCACAGGGCUGUGCUCUAGGCUUUGGCAGAGCUCAUUGGACUGAGCAAGUUGGAGUGGCAGCAGGGAGGUGGUACCCCCCACCCCCUUGGAGCACCUUACUCAGCUCCCGCUGGGAGCAGAGGCAGUCCCAGCGGUGGCGGGAGUCACCAUAGUACCAGGUACCCUGGGGCUGUGCUGCUCACUCUGCUGGAUGUACUUGGGGAGGGGAGGUGCUGUGCCUGGCUGCACUGCACCCCUGUGCCCCAGUUUGCUCCAACUCAGGAGGGCCCACUGCCUCCUGGAAUGCUGGGAAACUUCAAAUUGGGUGGUAAAGCUGUGGAGACUGGCCACAAAUUGAUGGAACAGGAACAAAAUUGGUUGGAUUAGAGAUAAUCCUGCCCUGGAGUGGUUUAACAUUAAGCCAAAUAACAAGUGCUUUGUUAAUGUGCAGCCAGUCCAGGGGUUAAGAGCUCCAGAAACUGUCUAAAGUUACCAUGUAACAAGGCCCUUAUAACACUUUGAUGUAAAACGUGAUAAGUCUUAGCCUAAAAGACUGGAUAUAUUUAUAGGUUUGCAUUUUUAUAUAGUGCCUUGUGACCAGAAACAUUUACUGCAGUUAAUCUUUUUAAAAGGAAUAUUCAGAUUAGAUGAAAAACAUAUGGUAGGGUGGUCUGCAGACACAUGUCACCUCAGGCUAUGAACUUGAAAACAAUUAUUUAGUGGUGUGAAUGUUCACGUCACUGUAUGGAAUGUAAAUUGGAUCUAGUUAUGGUAAAGGACUUGAUUUUGGACUCCCUUAUGCACUUGAACUUUAUUUACAUUCUGAAGUAGAAGAAUCUGCCAAAUUCAAAUUCAAAGCCAGGGAAAUACAGACUGACAGCAGGGUGCAAAUAGUAAACAGUGAACAUUUCCAUUUUAUUGCAAAGAAUUAAAGCUUGAUGAAUGUAGUAACACCAACAGACUGAACAUAACUAACAAAAUAUGCCAUUUUUCUUGGAUAAUAUAUGAACCGUUUUUCCAAAAAUCAGCUGCUGGAAAUGGGGGCACAUGUGUUAAGCAAGGAAAUAUGGUAAUAGCAGGUGUAAAUUUGCUCUGCCUGGAUAAGCCAGAAUUAAUUCAGAGUCGGGCAGCAGUUGGCCCUUGUAGCGAUAGAAGUUAUAAUUUAGAAACACUCCUUUAUUUAGAAGACUACCAAAGCUGGGAAUUGGGAAAUGGUCCCUCAGGAUAAUUAGAGAGACAAAGGGUCAUUUGUCUGCUCAUAAUUAGAGAGAGAAAAAGGGUCUGCAGAGGUUGCCUACUGCUGCACAAUAAAAUUUAUUGUUUAA